AUAUAAUGGGCCCUCCCCUCUUCACAUCUGCUUCUCCCUUUCGGUUCUCUCCUCCUCCGAUCCCAUUUUCCCAAAAAGCUUUGGCAGAGGCGCGGCGGUGGUGACGGCGGAGACGGCGGAGUACUGGUUGAUCUGAGCUAGGCAUAACCUUUAGCAGAUCAGAUCAUCCAAAAAUGGAUCAUCCCCCCAUUCCCUCCGACGGCGCCACCGGCCCCAUCACCGUUGUGGCUGUCGAUAAAGACAAGAACAGCGCCUCCGCCGUGAAAUGGACGGUUGAUAAUCUCCUCAUUAGCAAUCCCUUUGUUAUCCUUCUCCACGUCCGCCACAAAUCCUCAUCAAAUCAGAAUGGUGGUUCAGAUGCAAAUGGUGGGAUGAAUGAUCAUGAUGGACAUUGCGUUUUCACACCAUUUCGCGCUUACUCUGCGCGCAGAGGAAUCAUAUUGAAGGAGGUUUUUGUUGAGGAUACUGAAGUGGCCAAGGCAAUUAUAGGGUACAUCAACACGCACCGCGUUUCCAACGUUGUUCUUGGUGCAUCAUCGCGAAGUGCGAUAUCUCGGAAAUUUUGGACUCAUGAUGUGCCAACAAUUGUGAACAAGACUGCCCCAGACUUUUGCACAGUUUAUGUAAUCUCAAAGGGAAAGCAGCAAUCCAUCCGCCCAGCAGCAAGGCCUCUGGCCAAUCUCCCAAAUCAAAUGUGGGCUCAAGGCUCAUUAUCGCGUGCUUCUAGGAUCAGUAGUGCUGCAUCAGCAGCAGCAGCAGCAGCAGCCGAUGAUGGUAGCUGCAGGGCCGGUUCUAUGAGGGGAGAGCACAGCGGGAGAGCUAGAAGAAGCAUGGACCGAGACCCUGAUGGUUCAGUGAGAAGGCAGCCGAGGAAUUCAUCCUGCCGCAAUAAUUCCAUCGUUGAGGACAAUAACGACCUCUUCGCACCAAUCAGUGACGGGUUGGAUAACGCCGCUGCAGCUCAAAACCUAGACUUCACAAGAAUAUCUGAUGCUGCAAGUGAUGCAUGCUCAGUAGCUUCUAAGGAUUUGGAAGCGGAGAUGAAAAGACUAAAGUUAGAGCUGAAGCAAACCAUGGAUAUGUAUAACACUGCUUGCAAAGAAGCCAUCACAGCCAAGAAUAGCGCAAAAGAGCUUCAGCAGAUGAAGAUCGAAGAAUCUCAGAGGUUUGAGCAAGCUCGGCAAGCUGAGGAGGCUGCUUUGAGAAUGGUUGAGAUGGAGAAGGCUAAAUGCAAAGCUGCCAUGGAAGCAGCCGAGAAAGCACAAAAGAUAGCAGAGAUGGAGGCACAAAGAACAAAGUAUGCGGAGAUGAAGGCGAAGAAAGAGAUGGCAGAAAAGAAUCGAGCAUUAAGCGUGCUAUCCAAAAGUGAUUGUCGUUACAGGAAGUAUAGCAUAGAUGAGAUUGAAUUUGCCACCGAAAAGUUUUCCAAAUCGAUGAAGAUUGGCGAAGGCGGAUAUGGACCUGUUUAUCGAGGCAGACUUGACCACACACCUGUUGCCAUCAAAGUUCUAAGGCCUGAUGCUGCACAAGGAAGAAAACAAUUCCAACAAGAGGUUGAGGUCCUAAGUCUGAUGAGACAUCCAAACAUGGUUCUUCUCUUGGGUGCAUGCCCUGAGUAUGGAUGCUUAGUAUAUGAAUACAUGGACAAUGGCAGCUUGGAAGACCGUCUGUUUCGAAAGGGAAAUACCCCGCCAAUCCCAUGGGAAAUUCGGUUCAAAAUUUCAGCAGAGAUCGCGACAGCGCUUCUAUUUCUUCAUCAAUCAAAGCCCGAGCCUCUUGUGCACCGGGACCUUAAGCCAGCGAACAUCCUUGUGGACCGGAAUUUCGUCAGCAAAAUCAGUGAUGUCGGCUUGGCACGAUUAGUCCCACCAUCCGUAGCUGAUGAUGUGACACAAUAUCACAUGACUUCAGCUGCCGGGACGUUUUGCUACAUAGAUCCUGAGUAUCAGCAGACUGGAAAGCUAGGGACUAAAUCGGAUAUUUAUUCACUCGGAGUGAUGUUGCUACAGAUUAUCACAGCAAGGCCCCCCAUGGGAUUAACCCACCAUGUUGAGAGGGCAAUUGAGAAAGGCACAUUUGGAGAUUUGUUAGACCCAACAGUCUCAGACUGGCCAGUGGAAGAGGCUCUUAAAUUUGCCAAAUUGUCACUCCAGUGUGCUGAGCUCCGGAAGAAAGACAGACCGGAUCUUGGUGCAGUAAUAUUACCAGAGCUGAACCGGCUGAAAGAACUGGGGAUCCAAAGCUUGUCAAGUAAAAACGGUAGCCAAUCGUUUGGACGUUAUUGUUGAAUGAUCAAGUCUUCAAUUCUUGAAUGAUCCUAAAUCUCCAUCCAGGUACUGCAUCCCGCCGGGGCAAAGGUGUGAAGCUACUUAAGGCUCUGCAAUGAAGGAGAAAUUGAAGUGUGAGAGCUGAGAACUGGUAACCUUAGGCCUCAAGGAUGAGGAUAAGGAAACCCUGGGGAGAAAAGAACAAGUUUUUGCCAUGAGUUAUUGAUUGAUAUGAUGCAUCUUUAUCAACUGAUGAGAAAUCAGUUAUUGUGUAAGACUUGUUGACAGAAUCAAUCUGAAUUUACUUCUUCUCAAUAAACAUGUUCAAAAGGUUUACGUUACA
Messenger RNA from Ipomoea triloba (trilobed morning glory), 2610 nucleotides. Its product is annotated as U-box domain-containing protein 35-like. The record is from RefSeq and is a predicted model, not a curated record. Gene Ontology annotation, biological process: protein phosphorylation. Gene Ontology annotation, molecular function: ATP binding; protein kinase activity. NCBI's taxonomy places the organism in Eukaryota, Viridiplantae, Streptophyta, Magnoliopsida, Solanales, Convolvulaceae. The transcript is spliced from 9 exons. Bases 174 to 2288 code for a protein of 704 amino acids.